Trichoderma asperellum CBS 433.97 is the source of this 1445-nucleotide messenger RNA. Lineage: Eukaryota; Fungi; Ascomycota; Sordariomycetes; Hypocreales; Hypocreaceae. The record is from RefSeq and is a predicted model, not a curated record.
CUGUGUUUCCGCGCAACGCACCGACGUCUGUCUCCUCUCAACUUGUUUCUAGGGCACCAAGCUACCCUGACCCAACUUCCUCCCUCAUUGCACCAGAGUUCAAGUUCGACUCUUUCCAUCCACCACACGUCAUACGCCGACCAAGCAUCCCCUCUCCAUCCACCGACUCGUCACCAUGUCUGCUACCAACGUGGAGAAAGGCUCCGACGCCAACCCCGUUAAUGACGCUGCAAACGCUCUGGGCAACCUCUCAAUCAACAAGCCUGCCGAUGACAAGGCCGCCGCCAACGAGGCCGCCUCGGCCAGCGCUGCUGAGGGUCGCCGCCUGUACAUCGGCAACCUGGCAUAUGCGACAACUGAGGGACAGUUGAAGGACUUCUUCAAAAGCUAUCUUGUCGAGUCUGUCUCGAUCCCCAAGAACCCUCGUACCGACCGCCCUGUCGGAUACGCUUUUGUCGACCUUUCUACCCCCAACGAGGCUGAUCGUGCCAUUGCUGAGCUUUCCGGCAAGGAGAUCCUCGAGCGAAAGGUUUCCGUUCAGCUGGCUCGCAAGCCCGAGCCUGCUGGUGAGAAGACUGAGGGUGCUAACGGAGAGGGCUCCGGCGCGGAGGGCUCUCGUCGCCGAGCCUCUGGUCGUGGUCGCGGACGUGGCCGCGGACGUGGUGGCCGUGGUGGCCGUGGCGGUCGCGCCACUGGCGAGAAUGAUGAGAAGAAGGGAGAUGAAGCCGCCGAAGGUGAAGCUACCCAGGCUGAGCCUCUGAAGGACAUCACCAACACAGCCUCGGAGGAGAACAAGGACGACAAGAAGAAGAACCAGAACCGCCCUCAGCGUGAGCGCCGCGAGCGUGGCCCACCCGCUGAUGGCAUCCCUUCCAAGACCAAGGUCAUGGUGGCCAACCUGCCAUAUGAUCUAACUGAGGAGAAGCUCCUUGAGCUCUUCAAGGCCUACGAACCUUCGUCAGCCAAGAUUGCUCUCCGACCCAUCCCCCGUUUCAUGAUCAAGAAGCUCCAGGCUCGUGGCGAAGCCCGCAAGGGACGUGGCUUCGGUUUCGUGACCCUGGCUUCCGAGGAGCUCCAGCAGAAGGCCGUCGCUGAGAUGAACGGAAAGGAGAUUGAAGGACGUGAGAUCGCUGUCAAGGUCGCCAUCGAUAGCCCCGACAAGACCGACGAGGAGGCCAACGCCCCGGCUGCCAACGGCGCUGAUGAGGGCGCUACCGAGGCUGCUGCUGAGCCCGCUGCUGAGGCUCCUGCCGCCACUGCUUAAAUCUUGAGCUGCGGCAGUUUUUUUUUCACAGGCUGAACAUUGCCGCCUACGUUUGAUGAGUACUCUUUUAUGAUAUGGCACGCGAUUUUGGACGAUUUCAAUUAUGACGCCACGGCUGGCUUUAUAUCUUACUUUGGGGCUGGAAUGGAGCUACACGCAGAUAUCGCUUGAAACUCUUUAA